CCAUUGAGGAUCUUCGGUGGCACUUUUCGCUCUGACUCGGCUGUCUGUCACGUCACGUCACGUCACACUGGCAUCUCUCCUCCGGGCAGAAAUUCCACUCUGGCGACCAGGGAACUCCUUGGAAAGAUGAAAACAGAACAAAACUUGAUGCCUUGUCAUAGUUAACAUGGAAGCUGCACCUUAGCCGGCGUGAUCCACUCUGUCUUUUUGUUAUUCAGAGACUGCCCUCGGAGGGAAUGAUAAGAGAUGAGACACUGCAAUCCUAGAACACAUCAUCAUGAGCAUCAAGAACCUGGGAGGAGCAUUAGGGGAAUCCCUGGGCUCUAGCCUGACAGUGCGUAUGAGUGGGGCGGGCGGUGGAUGGAGCGCUCUCUCCCUGAAACCUGUGCCCUCAGUGCGUAUCGGCUCCAUUUUCCAGACUAUGGUUCCUACUGGUUAUAACAAAUUGCAGGAAGAUCGAUUAGCCAUGGUUGACCUGGGUGAAAAACCUGAGGCCAGCUCGCUGCAGAAUGGCUACAGACAGGAAACGUCUCAUAUCGAAGGCAGGCGGAUCCUGGACAGGGCCUCUCGGUCCUCUGUGACUUUAUCAGAUUGUGGAGAUGGGGGCUGCUCCGAGACAAAGCCCAUGCUGGCAGAGUGGAGUCUUUCCGGGGAGGACGCAAGUGAUGAGGAGGAAGAAGAUGAGGUGGAGGCGCCGGCAUCAGAUGUGUCGAAUAUGCCUAAAGAAUCGCUGCUGGCUAUGGCUUUGCAGAUUUUGGUGCCUUUUCUCCUAGCUGGGUUUGGAACGGUGUCAGCUGGAAUGGUGCUGGAUAUUGUGCAGCACUGGGAGGCCUUCCAGUACAUCACAGAGAUCUUCAUCCUGGUCCCUGCUCUACUGGGCCUGAAGGGAAACCUGGAGAUGACUCUGGCUUCAAGACUGUCCACAGCUGUAAAUGUUGGGAAGAUGGACUCCCCCAUAGAGAAGUGGAAUCUAAUCAUUGGCAACCUGGCGCUGAAGCAGGUUCAAGCCACUGUGGUGGGAUUCCUGGCAGCUGUAGCAGCGGUUGUGCUUGGCUGGAUCCCAGAGGGGAAGUUUCAGAUGAGCCACGCUGUGUUGCUCUGCUCAAGCAGCGUGGCCACGGCCUUCAUAGCCUCCCUGCUGCAGGGUAUCAUCAUGGUCGGGGUAAUUGUGGGUUCGAAAAAGACGGGCAUCAAUCCGGACAAUGUAGCCACGCCCAUUGCAGCCAGUUUUGGUGACCUCAUCACCCUGGCGAUCCUGGCCUGGAUAAGCCAGGGCCUCUACAAAUGCCUGGACUCCUAUCCUUAUGUGUCAUCGUUGGUUUGCGCCUUCUUCAUGUGUCUGACUCCUAUGUGGAUGGUCAUUUCCUCCAAGCACCCGGCCAGCCGCACGCUGCUGUACUCCGGAUGGGAGCCAGUCAUCACCGCCAUGGUCAUCAGCAGUAUUGGAGGACUUAUUCUGGGCAAAACUGUGUCUGACCCAAAUUUCGCCGGCAUUGUUGUAUACACCCCAGUUAUCAACGGUAUUGGUGGAAACCUAGUGGCCAUUCAGUCCAGCAGGAUUUCCACCCACCUGCAUGUCCACUGCGCUCCCGGAGAAGUUCCUGAUGAGGCCAAGGGCUGCUACUACCCCUGCCGUACAUUCUGUGGCACAGGAGCAAAUCAUCGCUCAGCUCAGGUGCUGGUGCUGUUACUGAUCCCUAGCGACCUAGUCUUCCUGUACACCAUCCACCUGAUGAAGAGCGGCCACACCACGUUGACCCCCAUCUUCAUGUCUGUCUAUCUGACUGCUGCUCUGCUGCAGGUGCUGCUGCUGUUGUGCAUAGCAGACUGGAUGGUUCAUUCAAUUUGGCAGAGCGGCAAAGACCCAGACAGCUUCUCCAUUCCUUACCUAACCGCUCUUGGUGAUCUGCUGGGCACGGCCCUGCUGGCACUCAGCUUCCACUUCCUGUGGCUCAUAGGUGACCAGGACAGCGACGUGGGAGACUGAGCAGGCCUUUAGGAGACUCAGCAGCCUGGAACUCCCAGCUCUUAUGCCCUCGGGCUCUGAUGGGACAGGGGUGCUGUCACGUACGACCAGCACAUUCUUCAGCUUCACAUUUUGGAUGAAACUUUAACCACAACUUGGCAUACAGACUAAUUUCAGCUUAUGCCUCGUUUUCUUACACAUAGAAGGCUUCAUACUAACUUAAGACUGUAUUUCUUUGCAGCCAUUCUGUUCUGCAUCUCUUUACCAAAGCAUUUGUGUUCUCCUGGUUUUGUCUAGACGAGAAGAAAAACAUCAGCUACCUUCUCUUUAGGGAGCUGUACAUGUUUUGGAAAUACAUUUUAAUGUUUUUCUUCACAAAGGAAGUCCCAAAUUAGCUCCCUGUGAAAAACCAAGAAAGCAAUGGUCAAAUGACAAAGUUAGAACUUUAAAGCACCAACCCUGAACAAAAUACUGUAGGUGGAACAGGGACAGACAUUUUUUAUGUUGGGGUUAAAAUCAACAUCUGCCCUCAAGCCUAUUUUACCAGAAACUGAUAAAACUAAACAGACAUGGAGCCUUCUUUUUCCAUAAGAUUUAAGUACACUUGUAAAAAAAAAAAAAAAAAAAGACAGAGAUGAUUACUGAGGAGUUACCAAGGUUUUCAUAAAACUUUCGUAACUCUUUUUGAUUUAAUAGAAGUUUCCUUUUAAUGAGAUGCCAGAAAGUGCUGUCGCGACCGGAGUUUUCUCCAGCUAUAUGACGCACGGUGUAAUGCAACAUCGCCCCUCCACCUGUUACUGAGCACUGCUGGUCAGCCUUCUGCAAAAGGGUCCACGCAUGUUUCUCUCACUUGCAAACACAAAAACAUUUGGCAGUCUGGCAAUAUUUCUACUUUCUACAGAACAAAAGAUAGUAAGCCAUUGUCAUUAGAAUCACACUGGUUUAAAACUACAGUUGGUAAGCUAUGAGUUGGCUAGUGAGCUGUUUUAAAUCAAACCUGUUGGACCGUGCUAUAGAUCUUUGUGUUAAUACAGUGGUGGUAUUUCUACUCAAGAUUAUCAUGAUGUGAGAAUCUCUCCAUCUAGCUAUGCCUGGUCAGUUAACAGCAGGGAUAAAAUGUUUCAUUAGUUAUAACAUCAUUUAACAUUAAUACACAUAUGUAGCUGACAGAUAAAGACCCAUGUGGAAGUGGAAGAAAGAAGAAGUGGAACGUUGUUUGUAACCAUUCAUUUGUUAAUGGUUUCCUCCAUUUGGAAUAUUCUAUAUUUAAUUUUUGUAGAUAUUUUUAUUUAAACCCCCUCUCUGUCCCUAUUUUUAAUUUUCCUUCCUGUUUUGUGUCUCAGCAGGAGGGCGUUUAAUGGCAGGGAAUACUCCCAUUUCCGUUUGGAUGUUUGUAUGUCAGUCAACCCCUGGUCAAACCAAAAUAAUAAAGUAUAAUGAGAUACCAUUUCUUGAAGUCACAUAACCACAUUUCCUUACAGUGGACCACAUGUAGUUUAUAGAACAUAGAUUAAAAUCAUCCCCCUGGUGGGUGAGAAUUGACACAUGGUGGGUCUAAAAUGCCCCCUAACUCCAUUACAUACCCAAAAAAGGUUUGUCACAAGACGGCCAAAACUGCAAAGGAUCGAGGUGGUGAACUUAUUAGCGGUUUCGUGCUUGGUUCUGUUGUUUUCCAAGUGGGUUUAAUUUGAAGCGUCUCCAGAGGAAUUGAUCUCUUUCAGGGAGCUAAUUUGAAACGAGAGCUGUGACACCAGCCGUAAAGAUAUGGUAAGCUUUCUAGAACACAACCAGUUAAACCAUCUACAGUCGCUCUCGGAGGUUUACACACCCCUGGUCAAAUGCUAGUUUUAUUGAUGGAAAAAAUGGUAAAUCAUUUUUCAAACCUUUUCAGAGAUAUGUGACAUUCAUCUUGUACAAUUCAACUGAAAAGAAUCCAAUCAGAAAAAAUCUGCAAUAACCUUAUUGCUUAAGUUUUUGCACCAAUACUUUAAAGCACCUUUUGAAUCUGUUUCAGCAUGGGACAUCUUAGCGUAGUAAUAUUUGCACACUCAUAGCAAAAAUUCUUCACAUCAGGUUGGGAGCGCUCUUCAGGUGAGCCCACAGAUUUUCUGUUGGAUUUAGUUCUGCUCGGUCUCAUUCCAACAUGGAUUUGGAUGUAUGCUUGGGCUGACUGUGAAGUGGAAAAAUAAAACUCAUCUUCAUCUUUCUAGCAGAAAAAUGAGCGGUAUUUGGAACUGUUCAUAUUUUCAUCUACCUUCACAAAAAGCAAGUUUCAGCUAAGGAAAAGUAGCCCAGAGCAUAAUACUGCCACCACCUUGUUUCACUGAGGGAGAUGUUCUUUUAGCGAUGCUCAGGGUUGGGUUUUUUUUUGUCAAAUGGAUUUUUUGCUUUUCACAAGAGUGUUUGAGAACCUCUGUUCUUCCCUUGUGUUCAUAUGAGCCAGUGACUCAACUUCAUGUGCCUCUAGAGAUUCACUGAUUAACAUGGUGUUCUCACUGCUAUCAAUGCAAUUUUCUUCUACUGCAUUUUGUUUUAUUGUUUAAAAUGACACACUCACUAUUUUAACUAUAGUGGGAAUGAAGUAUGUAAAGUUGGUGGUUUUGACAAUUUUAUUUGCUGUUUUGUUCCUUUCUUUCAUUUUGAAAUGACUAAAUCAAGUCGGUGCAAUCCUGUUUUUUCUUGCUCAUAUGGACGUUAAUAUUUCAAAAUAAAUCUUGCUAAUUUUAAAAUUAAA
Girardinichthys multiradiatus is the source of this 4700-nucleotide messenger RNA. It is a transcript of the gene slc41a2b, whose product is annotated as solute carrier family 41 member 2b. Gene Ontology annotation, molecular function: monoatomic cation transmembrane transporter activity. The transcript is spliced from 11 exons. The record is from RefSeq and is a predicted model, not a curated record. Gene Ontology annotation, biological process: monoatomic cation transport. Gene Ontology annotation, cellular component: plasma membrane. NCBI's taxonomy places the organism in Eukaryota, Metazoa, Chordata, Actinopteri, Cyprinodontiformes, Goodeidae. Bases 278 to 1987 code for a protein of 569 amino acids.